UUCCGAAAGAUAAUUCGACUUUUAGCAAGCAAAUCGAGGAGAUAAUUGACAAAAAUAAGGUGGAGGGAGAAUUAUUCACUACUCCUUUUACGAACCUAAAAUUUAAACCGAAUUUCAGUGAAAAGGUAGAGAAACAUUAUGAAGGAGAUGCCUUAUUAAUUAAAGACCCGAACCAAGUGGAAAAAUUGACAGGAACCAAUAUCAUUGAUAUUAAAAACCAACACCAGCCUUACCAAAUUACUUUUAAGGUUUUGAACCAGCACAAGGAGGGAUAUGGAUAUGGGAACGGAAAAAGAUUAUCUUACCAAGAAAGUUUUUUAAAAUACGGCGACUAUAUUCAUGUUCUUGAAAUCGAACCGCUCGAUUUGGGAAUUGAGGAUUUACCACCAAUUAACCGUUUGUCUUUUACUUUUGCUAAUGAAAUUAAUCCCUUAGCCGAGGGCAAUUUGGAACUAACUAAAUGUGAAUUAUACAAAAGUCCAAUAUUAGAGAACUCAGUUGGCAAAACUUUUACCAUGCAAGUUGAGGAAUUUAAAAUUUAUGAAACUA
This is a messenger RNA of Ambispora leptoticha, 549 nucleotides long. The record is from the annotation of a GenBank genome assembly. NCBI's taxonomy places the organism in Eukaryota, Fungi, Glomeromycota, Glomeromycetes, Archaeosporales, Ambisporaceae.